AAUUCAGGCUGUGGCACAUUGAAUAGAGCCUGUGAAAGACUAUAGCUUUCGAAAAGCUAACGAUUGGAUUUAUAGCGAGCUUCUUACCACGGUGAAAAGACAAGCUGAUGUGAGAAAGGAGAUAUGUCCGUUACGGGAAGGUGCCGUUUACCCCAUCUCCUGGUUCUUCUUGCAUUUGUUUUCAGUGGAGAGAAAAGCCAGGCACAAAGAGCAGGUUGCAAGAAUGUACACUAUGACCUCGUUUUCAUCUUGGAUGCCUCCUCCAGCGUUGGAAAAGAAGAUUUUGAGAAGGUUCGACAGUGGGUGUCCAAUUUGGUGGAAACUUUUGAGAUCGGCCCAGAUAAAACCCAUGUAGGUGUGGUGCGGUACAGUGAUAGGCCAACCACGGAGUUUGACCUGGGAAAGUACAAAACUCGUCAGGAAAUCAAAGAAGCUGCACGAAAAAUUAAGUAUUAUGGGGGUAACACAAACACUGGAGAUGCUCUUAGGUACAUCAACAGUUACAGUUUUUCCAAAGAAGCAGGUGGGAGACUUAGUGACCAAACUGUUAAAAAGGUGGCUAUCCUUCUGACGGAUGGAAGAAGCCAGGACUAUGUCUUAGAUGCAGCCACCGCAGCCCAUCAGGCUGGGAUUAGAAUCUUUGCUGUGGGUGUUGGUGAAGCCUUAAAAGAGGAACUGGAUGAAAUUGCUUCAGAACCCAAGUCUGCUCAUGUGUUUCAUGUUUCUGAUUACAAUGCCAUUGAUAAAAUUCGAGGGAAGUUGAGAAGACGUCUUUGUGAAAAUGUUCUAUGUCCAAAUGUCCAUGUGGAAGGAGACCGAUUCAAACACACCACUGGGGAGACUGAUGAGAUUCCAG
Molecule: messenger RNA, 856 nt
Organism: Tinamus guttatus (white-throated tinamou)
Lineage: Eukaryota; Metazoa; Chordata; Aves; Tinamiformes; Tinamidae
Source: RefSeq, a predicted model, not a curated record